AUGAGCGAGGGUAGCAGUCUCAAGUCUUUCCGAGACCUCAGGCUCAUCGGCAAGGGAUCAUUUGGAAGAGUCUAUCGCUGUAUCAGAUGCUCCGACAACCAGGAGUACGCGAUCAAGGAGGUCAACAUCAAGUCAAUGUCGCAGCGAGAGAGGGAGGAUGCAGUGAACGAGGUCAGGAUUCUUGCGUCAGUCAAUCACAACAUGGUCAUCAGAUAUUAUGAUGCUUUCAUCGAGAAUGAUAGACUCUUCAUUGUUACUGAGCUUGCAAGGGGUGGGGACAUCGGGGCUAAGGUCAAACGGCACGCAGCGAGAAAUGAACCGAUGAAUGAAGACAUGAUAUGGGGAUUCUUUAUACAGACUUGCCAAGGGUUAAGGUCAUUACACUCUGCAAACAUCUUACAUCGAGAUAUCAAAGCGCAAAACAUCUUUCUUGUAGCUGCUAGAGAAGUGAAGAUUGGAGACUUGGGAGUAGCAAAGGUCACGAAGGGUGGGAUGGCGUACACUCAGAUCGGAACUCCAUACUACAUGUCACCCGAGAUCUGGAGGAGAAGGCCUUACAACAAGAAAUCCGACAUCUGGUCUGUGGGAUGCCUCUUGUACGAGCUAGCAGCCCUCAAGCAUCCAUUCGAAGCGCGGGAUGAACGCAGCCUGGCUGAGAAGGUGAUUCGGGGAGUGUAUCCGUCAAUACCUGCUACAUACAGUCAAGAUCUCUCGAUCAUGGUCAACCUGCUCCUUCAAGUAGACCCAGCAAAGAGACCAACAGUCGACGACAUCCUGUGA
Messenger RNA from Guillardia theta CCMP2712, 780 nucleotides. RefSeq lists its product as hypothetical. The coding region runs from base 1 to 780 and encodes 259 amino acids. The transcript has 8 exons. Gene Ontology annotation, molecular function: ATP binding; protein kinase activity. The record is from RefSeq and is a predicted model, not a curated record. Lineage: Eukaryota; Cryptophyceae; Pyrenomonadales; Geminigeraceae. Gene Ontology annotation, biological process: protein phosphorylation.